AUGGAUCGGAGGAGCUGGCGCGUCUCUUCCUCGGCGGAAGACGGCGGAAGGUCGGCGGAAGGCGGCGGGAGUGAUGUCGCGGUGCAGCGCCAGGGCGGGCCCCUCCCUGCCGUGGCCGCGAGACUGGUGCCAGGCCGCGGGUGCGCGGCCCUGCAGGGCACAGCCGAGGCGGAGGGCGGCGCGCCUGGAAAGCUCAGCGCAGGCCAAGGUAGGCCCGAGAGGCGCGACCAGCGCUCCAUGAGCGCGGUGUCGAGGCCUAUAGGCCCCAGACGCAGACAAGCUCGCGCUCCAAAGAAAUCACGGUGA
Messenger RNA from Prorocentrum cordatum, 306 nucleotides. NCBI's taxonomy places the organism in Eukaryota, Dinophyceae, Prorocentrales, Prorocentraceae. The record is from the annotation of a GenBank genome assembly.